Molecule: messenger RNA, 1059 nt
Organism: Rhinolophus ferrumequinum (greater horseshoe bat)
Lineage: Eukaryota; Metazoa; Chordata; Mammalia; Chiroptera; Rhinolophidae
Product: olfactory receptor 1G1
Exons: 1
Coding region: 100-1050 (316 amino acids)
Biological process (GO): G protein-coupled receptor signaling pathway
Cellular component (GO): membrane
Molecular function (GO): olfactory receptor activity; G protein-coupled receptor activity
Source: RefSeq, a predicted model, not a curated record
ACUAGAAGAUCGACGUUGGAAUACUGCAUAAUUUUCAGAGUUCACAAUCCAGGGCUUAUCAGCUUCAUUCAAUUAACCCGACCUGCUGCUCACAGACAAAUGGGAUGGGAAAACCUGACCAGCAUCUCAGAAUUUUUCCUCCUGGGGCUCUCUGAGCAGCCAGAACAGCAGGAGGUUCUCUUCGGGCUGUUCCUGUCCAUGUACCUGAUCACCGUAGCCGGCAACCUCCUCAUCAUUCUGGCUAUCGUCACCGAUGCGCAACUCCACACUCCUAUGUACUUCUUCCUGGCCAACCUCUCCCUCGCUGAUGCCUGCUUUGUGUCCACCACAGUCCCCAAGAUGCUGGCAAACAUAUGGAUCCAGAAUCAGGCCAUCUCCUACGCAGGGUGCCUAUCACAGCUGUAUUUUUUCAUGCUGUUUGUGAUGCUGGAGGCAUUCGUCUUAGCUGUCAUGGCCUAUGACCGCUAUGUGGCCAUAUGCCACCCACUCCAUUACAUCAUGGUCAUGAGCCCGGGGCUCUGUGGUCUCCUAGUGUCUGCUUCUUGGACGGUGAACGCCCUCCAUUCCCUCCUGCACACACUCUUGAUGAAUAGACUGUCCUUCUGUGCAGACCAUGAGAUCCCCCACUUCUUCUGUGACAUCAACCCCCUCCUGAGUCUGUCCUGCACAGACCCCUUCAUCAAUGAGCUAGUAAUCUUCACCAUCGGGGGUCUCGCAGGCCUGGUUUGUGUGCUUUGUCUGAUUAUCUCUUACGCGUAUAUUUUCUCAACAAUCCUGAAGAUCCCCUCAGCUCAGGGCAAGCGGAAAGCCUUUUCUACCUGCAGCUCUCAUCUCUCCGUGGUCUCCCUAUUCUUUGGGACAUCCUUUUGUGUUUAUUUCAGUCCCCCCUCCACCCGCUCGGCACAGAAAGGCACAGUGGCAUCAGUGAUGUACACAGUGGUAACUCCAAUGCUGAAUCCCUUUAUCUACAGUUUGAGGAACAAAGACAUCAAGUCUUCCCUGAGGAAACUAAUUUGGGUUAGGAAAAUUCAUUCUGCUCAGUGGUACUGACUUCACAUC